Messenger RNA from Gasterosteus aculeatus aculeatus (three-spined stickleback), 5645 nucleotides. RefSeq names its product AF4/FMR2 family, member 3 (gene aff3). Gene Ontology annotation, biological process: regulation of gene expression. The record is from RefSeq and is a predicted model, not a curated record. Lineage: Eukaryota; Metazoa; Chordata; Actinopteri; Perciformes; Gasterosteidae. Gene Ontology annotation, cellular component: nucleus; super elongation complex.
UGCGAGCCGGUGUGCGAGCGUCACGCGCAGGGCACCGCAUCCGCAGCAGCGAGUCGUCAGUGGCAUGGACACCGGAGGACAGCGCUGAACCGACCGGAACCAUGCCUACUGUGCUCGCGGGCAAAGGGAAACUUUCCAUCGUGCGUUUUCUACUCAGAUGCGCGCAUUCUCAGGUAACAAGAAGCCAACACAACAGCUGUGCCAAAGAAAUCCUCGAGGACAUGACCCAGCGAGCCUCAGGGGGUGACCAGGCCCAGCGAAGCCUCUACAUCUCUAAGGAAGCAAAACAACCGGCUGCACAACUAAGACAAAGUCGGGGGGAUGUUCAGCUGCGAAUGACCCGUCACCCUCGUGUGGCACCUCACAAAUCCAUGCUCGCUGAUGACCUGAAGCUGAGCAGUGAUGAUGACGACACUCAAAGGGCAACUCGUGAGUCGGCUUCCUUGGAGGGACACAGCCUGUCAGCACAGCGAGCGCACACACAUGGCAGGCGAGUGAGACAUUCCAGCUCCGACUCUUCGUGCUCGAGCUCCAGCGUUGAGUCGUGCAGCAGCAGCAGCAGCAGCAGCAGCAGCAGCAGCAGUCUUUGCUCCCGGAGCCCCGGCCACAGCCCAGACGUCCACCCGGAUCCCGCGUCGCCCGCCAACGCGCAGCCACCGGGCAACAGCAAGGAGACUGAUCACCCCCAGUGGCAGUUGGACGAAUGGCUGAAGAAAUCCCGGAGAAAAUCUUCCAGCGGUGACCAAGUGCACAGCGUUUCGGGACGUCCUCCCUCUCCCCACACCCAAAGAGCGCCGUCUCCAGCCAGGUUCUGGGACAGCAAUCAGGAAUACAGCCCCAGCCAAAGCCCUAUCCCCAGCCCACAGUUCAAUUUCAGCCACAACACCAGCCACCUACCUAGCCCUGGUUAUAGCUACUGCCCUAGCCCCAGCCCGUUCCCCAGCACAUGCCCAAGUCCCGGCCCAAGCCCCGGACCCAGCCCGAUACCCAGUCCAGUUCCAAGUGUUUGCCCCAGUCCGUGUGGGAGCCUGAGAGCCAGCCGUAGCCCUAGUCCUAUCCAUAGAGACCCUCCAAGAAGCCCCAGUCCCGGCCUACCAACUCCUUCCGGGGUUCGGCACUUCCCAGUUGUUCAGAGAACACAACCUAACCUGACAGCCAAUCCCCACAGGACGAAAAACAGGUCAUGGAUUACCCCAUUGCCUGAUACUGAUGCAAAGAGCAAAGCCACAAGCAGCAUUCCUCUUCAACCAACUCACCAACACCGGCCCAAGACUCGACCCACACAGAACCAAGACCAAACCAAACCGAAGACGUCUGCUGUUUUAAACUCUAACCAGAGUCACGGACAUAAAUCUAGACCCAAGUUGAACUUUCAUCCUAGUUCUAAACAGCUCUCUGAGGCUCCCAAACACACAUCACAUCUUGAGCAAAUCCAGAACAGCAGAUCGAACCACAGCUCUAACCACAAGCCCAGGCCUUCGUUUCAAUCAAGCUCACAUCGUAGCUCCAAAACAUCAAGACACUUAAUUCCCACUAGUUGUGAAACCAAAUCUGAUCAUAUUUCUCAAUCAAAAUCUGCAGCUAAUCAUAACACUGGGUUGAGCUGUAGAUCUAACCCCAGCCUUAAACCUAGGGCCAAGUCUUCGGAGGGUACAGCCCCAACUGCUGUGCGUGUUAAUCAUACUGUAACAACACGGAAGAAACCUCAGUCCAAGGAGCAGGAGGUAGACCUCAGAGGAGAUCAUCUUUCCCAAAGGGGGAGAGAAAACCAGAGAAAAGAGGACAGACAACAUAAAAAACAACAAGGGAAACCGGAGAGAAAGGAAGACAGGAGGCUGGCGGAGGAGCAGCUACUGAGACGUCCCUGGAUCCACAGUUCGGCAGAAGAAGAGGAGGAGGAGGAGGGAUUGAUAGAGAGGCAGAGGAGGAGAGAGGAGGCAGCAAGAGGGGAAAACCGUCGAGGAAGGGGACAGCAACUUCAGUGUGAAUGGCAGACAGUCCUGGCCAAAGAGAGACUGCUGACCAACACUGAUCAGGGCAGGGCAAAAAGAGCAGGGAGAAGUGAGGAAGAGAGAGAGUUACAGCAAGACCCGUCACCGCCUCCGUCACGUUCGCCAACUCCUCACAGACCACCUACCUCGCCCUCCGUCUCCUCCGCUCCAAACUCUGAUUCGGAAUCUGAAUAUCAGGCUCCGAUCACCAAAGUUCCAGCAGACUCCACCUCUUACAAGGCACUCCCCAAGAGGGGGCGGCAAAGCCUCGGCAGGUCCGGUGCCGACAGGCCAAAAGUCGUGCUCCCCAGAGGACCCACCUCGGCUCAUCCAAGUGAGGGGCAGCAAAAACUCUACACCCUGGUCCCAUUCGGGCGAGGUGAACAAACUACAGCACCUUCCCAGCGAGGGCUUCGAAAUCUCGUGGUGCAGAUAGACCUCUGUCUUCUCAAAAGGGUCCCGGACAGCACUACCAGUUCCACCCUUGAAAAGCCCUCCUCCUCUUCCUCCCUGUCAUCCACGAAGGACAAGCAAAGAGAGGCCAUGAAACACCUGUACGUCCCUGAGACCGUGUCGAAGGACAGCAAAAGGAAACGCAAGUCGGAGAACGGCGUGUCACACAGAGAAAGCAAGAGGAGCAUUCCCCCUGCGAAGGACCUCUCGAGCCAGAAGGAGCCCGCACCUCACGCAGUGGAGCGCAAUUUUGUGACAGAAACCGUUCACAACGGGUACUUGGAGGAGUACUUGGACAACAAGAGGCCGUUGUCUCCUCUGUCUCCACUGUCCGACAGCCCUCAGUCCACCAAGCCCCCCCUAAAAACAAAGACCUCAGAGCAGCUUCACGCCCAUGUCCACAAAAACAGAGACAGGAAUAGAGAUUCUGCUAUAAAGCCCAAGAUGGAGGGGGAAUGUGUGAAAGUGUCAAGACAGCCCCAACCACCAUCUGAGUCCUGGGGCGCUGCAGGACACAGGGGGGCCGUGCCAAACAGCGAAACUGCGCACCAUGCGGAGUACUACUUACAUGAAGCUAAAAGGAUGAAGCACCGGGCAGACGCGAUGGUGGAUAAGCUGGGGAAGGCUGUGAAUUACGUGGACGCUGCCCUCUCCUUCAUGGAAUGUGGGAAAGCAAUGGAGGAAGGGCCACUGGAGGCCAAGUCUCCUUAUACUAUGUACUCCGAGACGGUGGAGCUAAUCAGGUACGCAAUGAGGCUGAAGAGCCACUCUGGCCCCGGGGCGAGACAGGAAGACAAACAGCUGGCCGUUCUGUGCUUCCGAUGCCUUGCCCUCCUUUACUGGCAAAUGUUUCGUUUAAAGAAGGACCAUGCGUUUAAGUAUUCCAAAGUUCUGCUGGACUACUUUAAGGUACAUCCAAAAACAGGCUUGACGUUCCAGACUUCUCCUAAAGUGCCUUCUACACCACCCUGUUGGAGUGACUCUGGGAAGGGCACAGGAGCACCCCCUUCCUCACUCUCCCCCACUGCCAAACACCUCGGACGGGGGUCGCACGGGGGCAGCGCCUUCUCCUCCCUUAUAAGCAUUCCCCAACGUAUCCACCAGAUGGCAGCAAACCAUCUGAACAUUACCAACAGUGUCCUGUACAGCUACGAGUACUGGGAGGUGGCUGACAACCUCACAAUGGAGAAUAAAGAGUUCUUCAACUACUUGAAUACUUUGUCUGGGCCUUUGACUCUUCACAGUAGCAUCGCUCACGCCGUCCAAUACACCAGACAGGCUCUUCAGUGGAUACGCAUCAGUGCCAAGCUUAACUAACAAGGAGAGGAUUUACAAUUAUCUGUCUCACUUGGAAGAGACACAACUCUGGAUCUCUAUGCAGCUGAUAGGACAGCACCAAUAUUUUCUGAGCUUGUUGGUUGGUUGGAAUCCCCAAAAUGGAGUCUGACGAUCCUCGUGGGAGUUUGGGGAGUUUACCGAGUGCAAAGUCUUCUGAGGGAGCCGUCUUUCAACUUGUCACUGGCAGCUUUUCAUUGGAUUAAAUUGAAGAGUUGUGUGCGCUAUGGAUUUGAAAUUUCUAAUUGUUUGCCAAACAGAAACGGGGGUCUCGUACAAUUGCAGCAGUAUGUGCAUACGUGAAGCCUUUUUUAUACUGGAAUAAAUCAUUAUCCAGCAGCCUGUUGAUCUCGGGCCAAAGCAGGAGAAGAUGCAAAGAAAAAGAGCAGUCAAUCAUAUCCCACUUUCUACAAAGAAAAGUGUCUGCAUUUUUCUAAUGAAGCUUUUAAUUAAUUAUUUUACAAGAAAUAUCUUUGUUUUCACGUUUACAUGUUUUUACUGUGCAAUAUUUGUUGGGUUUUCUGUUUAUAGAAAAAGAGUCUGCUGACAUUCAAGGUUCCUAUUUUGAAAAAAUAUAUUUUUGUGCCUGUUCUGAAUGUGGGAAUAUGUCAUUUUGUAAUUAAUGAAGUUGGAGAUAUCAUUAACUUAUUGGUAAAUGUCUUGGUUUGGGUUUGGUUACGGAGUUUGCAUUUAAAAUGUCCAGCUUCUUACAGCAUUCUAAUGCCACUAAUCCAUCUUCUACACUCAUCCUAAUUGUCGCAUAUUUGAAUGAGUUUUGCAUUCUGUAAAUAUGUCUGGAAUUAUUGUUAAGGAGAAUUGUUAUUUUUUGUGCCUUUUAGGCCACACAGGAUGUAAACAGCGGUUAAUCGUUUUGGGUGGCAUCUUUCUUCUCCCUUCUCUUUUCUUCUGAUAUAUUCCAUAAAUACUCUCGUCACAUCGCUGGUCUCACAGCUCUGAACCGGAGCCAACCUCAGUGAAACGAGAUAACGACAGCAAGCAGAGCUUAACCCUGAUGGUUCAGGGCGCCAACACAUCAACAAAAAAUAUACAUAAAGACAGGCUGAGUAUUAUUUUUAAUCAGUUGGAAAAAUCAAGACAUUGAGUUGUUUUCCAAGCAUAUGAGGAAUGUUCAUAGGUUUUGCUUUCUUAACGUCCUCCCAACGCUCUCACAAUGUUUUACUCCAAACCGUCAUCAGAAAGUUAUAUUUCUAAUGUUUUCAUAAUGUUAUAUUCAUAACAUUGUGCGAACAUGUAUCCCUAAAGUUCCAGAUGUUUAGACAUAUUCCUGAUUAUCAUAAUUCAGUCUGAUACCCAGUAAGUGAGGUUUUGGGUAACUUCAUUUGGGAUAAAUUAAGUAACAGCUCAGUCUGCGUAUUUGUUUGAUGCGUUCCAAAUCGUAUUCGUUUAAGAGUUUAAGUUGCUCUUAAUUUGAUGGUUCGCGUUCAUAUCCCCGACACGCGCACACACCACAGGCAUAGUGUGUGAGUCCGACUUGUUGGGUCGAUCUCCCACGCCUCGCACUCACACAACCAUCAAUCAUUCUCUGACUCUCCAUCACCGCAACCACUUCCUGCUGCACCGUCGCGCAUGUAAUUUCAGCAUCCGAUGUCUGGUGCCAUAGCAACAGAGAACAACCAAUAAGGCAGCUCAGCGGGACACAGCGAGCCUUGAGUCAGAGCAUCCUGCCGUUUCUCGAUUCUGUGAAAUGGGAUUUAUUGUAAGCCAUAGCCCGCUCCUCUUUCCCCUAUAGAUUAUGAUCGUAUUCCACCACUUGAAUGGGACUGUGAUGCACAUCUACGUGUGUCGGUUAUACAUUUUUUUAAAACCUGCCAUGGUUGCUUUACAUGAAUAAAAGCCGAUAGAUCA